AUGCCAGAACCAACAAGCAACGGUACAUCUCAUGCGCCAGGAGAUGAAGCGUCCGGAUCGACGCCGUUCGAUCUGCUGCGUGCGGUGAAAGAGGUGCAAGAACGACGCAUCAGCGUCUGGCGCGAAUACGACGAUGCCUUCGACACCUUUCUCUCCUCCACCUCAACGUCCGGACCCGUCAACGGAUCUCAGAACCCCACACCUCCACCUGUUGACCACGAAUUCGAUGCGGUGGGCUCGAAUGGAGCUGCGAAUGGGGGUCGGGGAUGUGCGGGGUGCAGCACGACAACGGUGCCGCUGACGGAAGAGCUGCUUGCGCAGAUUCUGCAGAUCACCACACAGGCGCUCAUCGAGUGCGGCCACCGCCUGCGCACCAUCCAGACCGAACUCGCGCACUCGUCCGCACCGCAGCUCGCCACGCUCGUAGACCGCAUCCAGACGCGCGAGAACGCUCUACUCCGAGCCACCGUCCAACGAGACCAGCUGCGCAAGUCGGUGCUCAAACCCAACACCGACAAUCCCACACAGACAGACGACGACGAGGCAAGACAGUCAAUACACUCGCUCGAUGCACAAGUCAAACAGACAAGGGCCGACUUGGCAGAUCUCAUGCAGGAAGUCUACGCCGAAAUCGUCGAGUUCCAACUCGACGCAUGA
This is a messenger RNA of Moesziomyces antarcticus, 657 nucleotides long. RefSeq lists its product as uncharacterized. The transcript has a single exon. Bases 1 to 657 code for a protein of 218 amino acids. NCBI's taxonomy places the organism in Eukaryota, Fungi, Basidiomycota, Ustilaginomycetes, Ustilaginales, Ustilaginaceae. The record is from RefSeq and is a predicted model, not a curated record.